CGUGCUACGCUCACAUCCGUACGUGGUUAGCUCUCGCUGCUCGUCCGUACACGAGUAAACCCUUGUUUGGCGACAGCGGAGGAACGUUGCACCUGCAGUUUCAGCUCUGUGUUGGCUGGUCGCCGUAAAAGGAUACUAGCGUGAGGUUGUUCUCGUUUGUUGCGGUAAAAGGAUACUAGCGUGAGGUUGUUCUCGUUUGUUGCGGUAAAAGGAUACUAGCGUGAGGUUGUUCUCGUUUGUUGUGAUAGCCUUUGCGCAGCUUCCACGGUGUGUAAUAUACGAGGACUAUACAGACGGAGUGAGAGAUACCUACAUCUGGCAGGAAUGACGACGAGAGCGAUCGGUGUGCUCAGAUAUUCUUUCGCACGUUGUGUGGUACGGGGGCAAGGCAAGGCAAUAUCAUACGCUGAUUUGAAAGGUCAUGCACGCACUAGCGGCGUAAAUUAGCAGGCGCCGAUACAGAAAGAUGGCGGGGACGAGCAACGCGGCGCACCAGCGGCUGUACUUUGAUGCAGAGGAGAUGCGGAGGAUGGCCAUGAGGGAGGAGGAGCAGCCCCCCACGCCGUACGGAGAGCUGUCGCUGUGUUCUGGCGUCUCGGAGCAUCCGAGCGAGUCAGCCGACUCUCGCUACGAGUUCGCCCGUGGCGACGCAGCCUCCUCCUCCUCCGCCGCCGCCGCCGAGAAAUGCGAGCGACUGUACAUGGCGAUACACAUGGCGCCGCCUGGCGACGACGCGGUGCGGGAGUGCGGCAUCGCGUCGCUGCGUCCGCGCUGCCUGCAGCGCUUCGCGAGCGUUCGCUCGUUCACGACGCUCUGCUGCGCGCUCGUCAUGCUCUCCGGCACGCUCUCCUCCGGCUACUUCAACAGCGUCAUCACGACCAUCGAGAAGAACUUCGAGAUCACGAGCGGCGUCUCCGGCAUCAUCGCGAGCGCGGGAGAAACCGGCAGCCUCUUCGCCGUCGUCUUCGUGAGUUACUUCGGCAGCCGUCGCCACAUCCCGCGCUGGCUCGGAUCGGGCGUCGUCCUCAUGGGCCUCGGAGCACUGCUCUUUUGUUUGCCGCACGUGAUAUCGGAGAGCUACACGGUGCGCGGCCACCUGUUGGCGAAUGUUACGGAGGAGAACAUAUGUCGCGCGGCGAGCAUCAACCUAGAGGAUCAUCUGGCGAGUCAGGAGUGUGAGCCGGUCAGUUCCUCCAGCAGUCUCUACAUCCUCAUCCUCGUUAUCGCACAGGUCAUGAUAGGCGUUGGAGGCACUCCCAUCUACACACUAGGAACGACGUAUAUAGACGAUCAUGUCAGGAAGGAGAGUGCUUCUCUGUAUAUUGGUUGCGUGUACAGCAUGGUCGCAUUCGGGCCCGUCGUUGGCUUCCUGCUGGGAGCCUACCUCCUCAAGCUCUACGUGGACUUCUUCACUGUGGACGUGCUCCUGCUGCAGCUGUCUCCCCACGACCCGCAGUGGGUGGGAGCCUGGUGGGGAGGCUUCAUCAUCUGUGGCUUCCUCCUUCUCGUCGUCGCCGUACCGUUCUUUGCCUUUCCGAAGUCGCUGAGCAAAGACAAGGAGAAGCGAAUGCUGGACGAUAAGGGGAUUAAGAUGGUCGAUUCGGUGCCAGGGAGUCCGAACAAGGGGCAGUAUGGCAAGAGCCUGAAGGAUAUCCCGCAGUCCAUGUGGCAUCUCAUGACUAAUGGAGUUUACCUCGCCACAUGUCUGGGUGCGUGCAUGGAGGUAGCCAUUGUCAGCGGAUUCGUUGUCUUUCUACCCAAGUACCUGGAGACACAGUUUGGUAUCGGCAAGUCUGAUGCUAACAUUCUUACAGGUGGAGUCGCUAUUCCAGGGGCUUGCAUAGGCAUAUUUAGCGGAGGAUAUCUUCUGAAGCGCUUCCAGAUUCAUCCACCAGGGGCAGUGCGCUUUGUGUUACUCGCCAACGUGCUGUGUUUGAGUCUGUUCUCAAUCAUCAUCUUUCUUGGCUGUGAUAAUGUGAAGAUGGCAGGAGCAACCAUAUCCUACAAUGACAGUCCGAAUGACAAACCAUUCCAUAUCAACCUGACAUCGCAGUGCAAUGCGGACUGUCAGUGCUCGCACAACGAUUUGGAACCAAUCUGUGGUAUAGACGGCAUCACCUACUUCUCUCCCUGCCACGCAGGCUGCACGCAGUUCUAUCCACCGAUCAUUCGCGGUGACCUGGAACUGCAGAAUUACACGGACUGCGCGUGCAUUACUGGUAACAAGACAGUGCAGCAACUGGGGCAGCUGCUGCUAGCAAGCUCAGGGGAGUGUCAGCGUAGUUGCGACAUGCUCAUUCCCUUCAUGGCACUGUUGUUCGUCAUGACUCUACUCGUGUCCAUCACCAACAUGCCUGUUGUGAUGAUCACUCUCAGGUCAGUAGCAGAAGAGGAGAGAGCAUUUGCUCUUGGAAUGCAAUUUGUAAUCUUUCGGCUUUUCGGUUACAUUCCCGCUCCGAUCGUAUUCGGAAACACGAUCGACACGACCUGUCUGCUGUGGAAGGAGCAGUGCGGCGACUCCGGCUCCUGCCUGCUCUACAACAUCGAACAGUUCCGAUACAAGUUCAUCGGUGUCUGCACUGUUUUGAAGUUCCUCGCGAUGUCCAUGUUCCUCAUCGAUUGGUUCCUCAUCAGCAGACGACAUCGCUGUGGCAACGGAGGUGGACCUAGAUUACACCAAGCAUUCUGAGUCGAGUUGUUCGUAUGAAGUUGUACAGCUCAUGCGCAUCUCUGUGAAAAGUCAAGAGCCUAUUCCUG
Molecule: messenger RNA, 2757 nt
Organism: Priapulus caudatus
Lineage: Eukaryota; Metazoa; Priapulida; Priapulimorpha; Priapulimorphida; Priapulidae
Product: solute carrier organic anion transporter family member 5A1-like
Exons: 12
Coding region: 467-2689 (740 amino acids)
Biological process (GO): transmembrane transport; sodium-independent organic anion transport
Cellular component (GO): membrane
Molecular function (GO): protein binding
Source: RefSeq, a predicted model, not a curated record